Messenger RNA from Juglans microcarpa x Juglans regia, 1589 nucleotides. RefSeq lists its product as uncharacterized. The record is from RefSeq and is a predicted model, not a curated record. The transcript has a single exon. The coding region runs from base 239 to 1441 and encodes 400 amino acids. NCBI's taxonomy places the organism in Eukaryota, Viridiplantae, Streptophyta, Magnoliopsida, Fagales, Juglandaceae.
UUCUUCAUUCACGCCGAAUUUUCUCAGAAAAUCAGUCCUCAGUUCCCCCACUUUUUCCUCGUUUCAACUUCAACCCGCACCACACGUUACAAUUCAUUCCCAUACAUUACCAUCCUGUCAAGAAGACUGACCCCCUUCCCCAUUAAGCUCUGAGUUUCCCGGUACCGAAUCUUUGGGCAUUAACGGAAGCUGGUACGGUAGAAGAGCAAAGUCUUUAUAUCUUCUCUUUUCAACGACAAUGGUCGACGUUGACCGGAGAAUGACCGGUCUGAACCCGGCCCAUUUAGCCGGUCUCCGCCGUCUCUCUGCUCGAGCCGCUGCACCUUCUCCAGCCACGUCCCUUCCUGUUCGCAACGGUCUCAUUUCGUUCUCUUCUCUAGCCGACAAGGUCAUAACCCAUCUUCAGAAUUCGGGGAUCCAGGUACAGCACGGGCUCUCCGACGCCGAGUUUGCCCGUGCAGAAGCAGAGUUCGGCUUCGCAUUCCCCCCGGACCUCCGAGCCGUACUCUCUGCCGGUUUACCCGUAGGCCCCGGAUUUCCUGACUGGCGCGGCGCGGGAGCUCGGCUCCAUCUUCGCUUUUCGCUCGACCUUCCCAUCGCCGCUAUUUCCUUCCAGAUUGCUAGGAACACUCUUUGGUCCAAGUCCUGGGGCCUCAGACCGUCCGACCCGGAAAAGGCUUUACGGGUUGCCCGGAAUGCCCUCAAGAGAGCUCCUCUCUUGAUUCCGAUCUUCAACCAUUGCUAUAUUCCUUGCAACCCGUGUUUAGCUGGAAACCCGAUUUUCUUCGUGGACGAGAACCGUAUCUUCUGUUGCGGUUUGGAUCUUUCGGAUUUCUUCGAGCGUGAAUCUCUCUUCCGCAGCUCCCAGUCGGACCCUCAGAUUCUCAAAAGGCAAAGAUCCGUGAGCGAGAAAUCGGCCGGGUCGUCCUCGUAUUUCCCACGCAGAAGCCUGGACACGGGUCUGGGGUCCACAGGAGCGAGGACGCCAAGAUGGGUAGAAUUCUGGAGCGACGCCGCGUUUGAUCGUCGCAGGAGAAACUCAUCUUCGUCGUCGAGUUCAUCCCCGGAGCGGUUCUUCGACAUGCCCAGGUCCGAAAUUCCGGAAUGGGUGGAGGGGUAUAUGGAGCAAAUAGGAUCCGUUUUGAGAGCCGGGGGAUGGAGCGAGACGGAUAUAUCGGAAAUCGUCCAAGUCUCGUCUUCCGGAUUCUUCGAGGGAGGAGAAAUGGUUUUACUAGAUAACCAAGCGGUUCUCGAUGCCCUGCUUUUGAAAGCGGAUCGGUUCUCCGAUUCCCUCCGAAAAGCCGGAUGGAGCGCAGAAGAGGUCUCGGAUGCGUUGGGUUUCGAUUUUCGACCGGAGAAGGAGAGGAAACCGGUUAAGAAGCUGUCUCCGGAGCUCGCGGAAAGAAUAGGGAAACUGGCUGAAUCGGUUUACCGGUCAUGAGGCAUCGAAAAUCGAGAAUUUUAUUUUUUGAGAGAAAAAAAAAAAAAAUCAAAACCUCGGGGAAAGGCAAUGUUGUCCUAUGAAACAUAGCGUCUAAAACUAUCAAACUGUUCAAAUUGCAUCGUUAUAUAUAACUAAAAUGAAAUAA